This is a messenger RNA of Syngnathus typhle (broad-nosed pipefish), 1971 nucleotides long. Its product is annotated as fibroblast growth factor 10-like. Gene Ontology annotation, cellular component: cytoplasm. The record is from RefSeq and is a predicted model, not a curated record. NCBI's taxonomy places the organism in Eukaryota, Metazoa, Chordata, Actinopteri, Syngnathiformes, Syngnathidae. Bases 705 to 1412 code for a protein of 235 amino acids. Gene Ontology annotation, biological process: positive regulation of epithelial cell migration; cell differentiation; wound healing. The transcript is spliced from 3 exons. Gene Ontology annotation, molecular function: growth factor activity; chemoattractant activity; type 2 fibroblast growth factor receptor binding.
GGCAGCAGGUUUCCUCACAUCAAAGGCUUGACAAAAACCAGGAGGAGUAGGAGGUCUCAAGUCUCAGUGCCUGAGCGCCUCGGUGCUGCCCGAUAGUUUGCAGCCAUCUUUCGGGGAGGCGGCAGCUCCAGAUGAGGAGAGAGACGCGUCGGAUGGAUUAUCUGAAACACCCAAAACUUCACCGAGGCUCGACGGCACACGUGGAGUCUGGCCGGUAGCGAGCUCGGCUGCACGCUGCCCGUUAUUUGAAUUCACCAGAUGAGGGAGAUUUCCAACUGGAUGAACUUUUUUUUUUUGCCCAACUAUAGCGGCUUUCUGGACCAAGGGACCCACAGGACGGCAACCACCAGAACAGUUUUCCAGUGGAUCUGCUGAAUGAAGAACCAGAAGCUGAUUUUCUACUUUUUUCACUCCAUUGAUGUUCCUUCCUGCAGACUUUGUGAUUUCCCAAAAGUACAGAACUUGGAGGAAUAGCGGCUAAAGGCUGGCUGACUGAGCCGCUUUUUAGGUCAAACAUCAGACAAAGGGAAAUGGAAGGAUUUCAUACAGGUGCUGCAUAAUUUGGAUCCUGCAGGGGGGGAAUAUCUGAGCCGGAGUGUGGAGGGCUCCCCUCCCUGCCCUCCCUUCCUCCCAGUCUAUCUGCGCCCCCAGCAGCAUGUCCCAAGCUCUGAGGCUGCCUCCAGUCCUCCACCCAGCACCCUACCAUGAUCAGAUGUGCUGCUGGAGGGAGUAAGGCUGCCUUGUCCUGCUCCACCACUGACUUUGGGGCUCAUUCUCGCUGUGGGAGCGGCCACUGGUUGAGGCCCGCCGCCACCGCCACGCUGUUUUCCUCGCGGUCUCUGCUGCUAGCCCUAGUCGCUCUCGCUGUCUCCCUUCCCCGAGCAGCCUGCAAUCACAGACUGAGGCUCACCGUAGCGCCGAGUCCGCUGAACAUUUCAGAAAGCGUCUACAAGCCCCCGGCUCGGACUGGGGGGCCGCAGGGUAGGCACGUGCGCAGUUACAACCAUCUCCAAGGAGACAUACGGAGGAGGAAGCUGUUCUCUUUCCAGAAAUUUUUCCUGAGGAUCGACAAGAACGGAAGGGUCAAUGGAACAAAGAGCAAGGAUGAUCCUCUCAGUAUUCUGGAAAUCACAUCGGUGGACGUGGGAGUGGUGGCUAUCAAAGGGCUGCACAGCAACUACUAUCUGGCAAUCAGCAGGAAGGGAGAGCUCUACGGCGCGAGGGAGUUUGGCAUCGACUGCACCCUAAAGGAGCGCAUCGAAGAAAACGGCUACAACACAUACGCGUCGGCCGAGUGGAAGAACAAGAAGCGGCAGAUGUUUGUGGGUCUGAACAUCCAUGGGAGGCCCGUGCGAGGCAAAAGAACUCGCAGGAAAAACACGGUCACCCACUUCCUUCCAAUCAUGGCGUGAAUGCAGCACUGGUGAAAAGAGACGUUCCUCUCCUGAAGGUGAAGACUUGGCCUUUUUUUUUUUUUUUUUUUUUUUUUUUUUAAGAAAUAAGGCACUAACACUGACAAACAACCGGGAUUGUGUACUUUAUUUUAGAGAGGAGGCUGUGUUUGUGGCAUAGGAUGCAAUAUUUAUCUUAUUUCUGUGCCAAACAGGAACUAAAUGGCAAAUGAAAUAAUAUAAUAUAAACUCGAGCGUAGAUGCAAACAAGCGGCUGUCCCAUUUAUCAUGAGAGAACGCAACAAAGCAAAUGUUCAACGCCUCCACUCUACCGAUUUAUUUAUUUUGUGAUUAUUUAACUGGAUGGGAACAUUUACAAUGUGAGCAUUCCAUGGCAUUCUUUACUUCUUUUUUUUAUAGGAUCUUUAUCAAGUGGAAAUAAAAUCGAGUUUUUCUCCUCUCCAUCUGUUGUGUUGACCGCACACUCUUGGCUUUUGUGAGUGUUUGGCUUCACGGUAUGCGAGUCCUUAUCUGCAUGGCUGACAAGGCAAGCAUUAAUGACUGAAGGCUGGCUGAUGCA